UCUCAUUUGCCGGUAAUCUGUGGCAGAGUUAAAAAUCUCUUAAAGAUAUUUUUAGAAAAAAGUGUAGUUUAUUUAGCUUUUUUGUUGUUUAUAAUAAAAUGGAUUAUUAUUACUAUGACCAAGUAGGCGAUAAUGAACUUGAAGACAAUGAGGAAUAUGACUACGAUUCAAUGAUACUGCCCGAAGAAGAGGAAACUUUUAAGGAUGUCUAUCAAGGUUGCAUUAAAUCAUCCACCCAGCAAGUGCAACAAUAUAUAAUGGUAUUAUUAGGAUGUGGUUUUUUGCAACGUAUUGCCUGGGAAGUGGUCAGACGUUCAGUGGGUAAUAAUAGUAGACAUCAGUAUCUGUAUCAUUUAAUCUCUAUGGUAUGCGGACUUAUCGGUUUAUGGUUUUAUGUUGGUGUUAGCAACAGCAUUUAUGUGGUGUUGCAUGUUUUAAAUUUGUGUUUAUUCCUAAAAUUGGCUGUAAAAUUGAAAAUAAAAUCUACGGGUUGUAUGCUCUGUAUGUAUACCAUAUUAUGUCAAUUGCUAUUUGAAUAUCUAUUGAAAUCGGAGCAGUAUGAAACUAUUAGGGGACCUCAAAUGGUGGUGAGCAUGAAGUUAAUAUCGGUGGCAUUUGAAGUGCAAGAUGAAAAGGAAAAAUAUCAGUUUUUGAGUUAUUUAGGUUAUCUCAUAAGUCCGGCUUCUUUAAUAUUGGGACCUUGGGUCUCGUUGAAGGAUUACAAACCAAGUUUUAAUGAAAAAUUUAGAUUUUUGCAUUUCUUAAGUAGAAUCCUUUUUAAUAUAUUAAUGGCUGUAGUAUUUUUAAAUCUUUCCAAUUGCCUAAUACCCUGGUUUAAACAAUUAUUGAGUUUGGGUUUGUGGUGGGGCACAUAUUUAGAUGCCUUUUCCGUGCGUUGUAGCCAUUACUUUGUUUGCUAUCUCUCGCAGGCUACUGUUAUGUCGGCCCAAGUAAAUGCCAUUGGCUCUUCCUCUCUAAAAUCGUCUCAAUCUAUUGUAAAUCCUUGGGCUAUAGAAUUUCCUCGCUCUUUGUCAGAUGUUAUACGUAACUGGAAUAUACCCAUGCAUUUGUGGUUAAAACAAAACAUCUUUAACCGCCUUUUGGCCUCACAUUAUCCAUAUUUUGUGUGUAUUUUUCUAACUUACUUGGUGUCGUGUUUAGUUCACGGCUUUAACUAUAAAGUCCAUAUGGUUUUGUUUUCCCUGGGUUGUUUUAGUUAUUUUGAGAAUCUUUUAAGACGUUGUUUGGCUCAAGUAUUUGAUGCCUGUAUAGAAUCUACAGCCUGUAAACAGAAUUGCAAAUUUUCCAUAUGUGCUCGUCGUAAAGGCGAAUAUUUAACACCAUCCUCACUCUUAGUACGUUUAGUUAAUUUCUUGUUUGGUUUAAUAGUUGUACUACAAUUGGCCUAUCUGGGAGUGUUAUUAUCUAGCACAUCAACAGAUACUUUAUCUAUAUUACAAAUCUGGUCUAAUAUGAAUUAUUUGGGUCAUAUAUUAGCCACGAUCAUGUUUGUAUUUUAUAAAUGUAUUUGA
Messenger RNA from Lucilia cuprina (Australian sheep blowfly), 1532 nucleotides. It is a transcript of the gene por, whose product is annotated as protein-serine O-palmitoleoyltransferase porcupine. The transcript has a single exon. The coding region runs from base 99 to 1532 and encodes 477 amino acids. Gene Ontology annotation, cellular component: endoplasmic reticulum; membrane. Gene Ontology annotation, biological process: canonical Wnt signaling pathway; protein palmitoylation; lipid modification. Gene Ontology annotation, molecular function: palmitoleoyltransferase activity; Wnt-protein binding. NCBI's taxonomy places the organism in Eukaryota, Metazoa, Arthropoda, Insecta, Diptera, Calliphoridae. The record is from RefSeq and is a predicted model, not a curated record.